Molecule: messenger RNA, 2190 nt
Organism: Ornithodoros turicata
Lineage: Eukaryota; Metazoa; Arthropoda; Arachnida; Ixodida; Argasidae
Exons: 1
Coding region: 1-2190 (729 amino acids)
Source: RefSeq, a predicted model, not a curated record
AUGCCAAACCUCACGAAAAAGCGGCAAGCUCUUCGGUAUCAACUAUCCCGUCUCCUCAACGAUGCGAAUGGUUUACUUGGCGGGACAGGACAGAUCGCAACGGAAGAAGCGGAGGUACUGAUCGAACGCUUGCUCACGUUUCAACGCCAACUCAACGGUGUGGAUGCACAAAUUGAAGAAAGUGGCGUCCAGCAAGAGGAGCAAGACUACACACGAAUAUGCGAGUACGACGACAAGGUGGUCACCUGCACAACAAGGUUGAAGUACAAAGGCAGUCAGGUCCAGCGAAUGAUACCACCGCCUGCGAUGACUGAACGAAGAUCAGUGAAAGUGAAGCUUCCCAGGCUGGAGUUGCUGAAAUUCGAUGGGAAACAGAAGAACUGGAACUCAUUCUGGGAGCAGUUCGACAGGCUGGCUCAUCGGAACGAGGACUUGUCUCUGAGUGACAAGUUCAGCUACUUCAAGUCGUUGCUGACGGGCGACGCAGCUGCGGCGAUAGCGGGACUGCAUGUAUCCGCGGAGUGCUACAAGGACGCCGUGGAACUCCUGCAACGUUUUAGAGCUGACACAGCGAUCAUACAAGAGCACAUGGAGGCACUCCUCAACAUUCGACCUAUCCAGUCGUCGGAGGAUGUCCACGAGCUACGAAAGCUGCAUGACCGUCUCCGAGCGCACAUGCGUGGUCUGAACGUGCUUGGUGUAGCUGAGGAUUCCUACUGCUCCCUGCUUUAUCCUGUACUGCUGCGGUCCCUUCCGAAGGACCUCGUUCUACAGUACAGUCGGAAGACAGUGGUGAACUUUACACAGUACGGGACCAAAAUUUCGUCGAUCAAUGAAACCGGCGAUAAUGCGAAUAGUAGGACGUCAGAGUCCGCAGUAACGAAGUAUCGGAAGAAGGUGGCGGAUCUUCUGCAAUUGCUGGGGAUUGAAGUGGAGAGCCGAGAGCGCUUAGCUUCAGUGCAGAAGACCGACAACGGGGGUCACCCUAAGGGUGUGACUCACAAGAAACAAGCGAGACAACACGCAGCUUCAGCAGCGGCAUUGCAGCACGUUGCAGGACGUCCGAGUUGUUUGUUUUGCGAAUCCAGAAAGCAUGGAACCGAGGACUGUGACGCCGAUCUUGGAUUGACCAAGAAGAAGGAAAUACUGAAGCUGGAUGGGAGAUGCUACCGAUGUACCAGACCAUAUCACCAGCCCAAGGCACGCAAGAGAAAGAUAAGGUGUCAGCGAUGCUCUGGAAGACAUGCAUUUUCAGUUUGCGAUCCGGGUUACCAGCCGAGAGAACAGCGCAAGGACGGUGGAGAAACAGAAGACUCUGUUAAGUCGUCGUCAGCACCGGUCAGUCUGCAUUCUACCGCUGGCAGCAAAGAGCAUACCACGGUUCUCCUGCAAACCGCAGCAGCCUGCGUAGCAGGCCGACGGGCCACGUCGCUAGCAAGGAUCAUUUUUGAUGGAGGAAGCCAGCGGUCCUUUAUCACGAAAAGAAUGUCUAGGAAACUGGGGUGCAAAUUUCUGGCUGAAGAAGAGCUCACCGUUGAAGUCUUUGGAGGUCGACUCUCCGAGCGCACUUUCAGAAGGGUGUUGCUGACACUGGAGAGCAGAACUAAAGGGAACUUUUCGGUUGAAGUUCUCGAGACGGAUAACAUUUGCGAACAGUUUCUGCCAAGAGUCAGCACGGACAUCAAAGGAAAACUGGAGGACCUGGGUUUGCUGGUCAUGGACGUACCAUCGGUUGUGGCGAGAGAGAUUUCUGUUCUCAUUGGUUGCGACUACUACUGGGAGUUCGUCAGUGGGAAGGUCUUAAGCCUCGGAAAGGGACUCAGGGCUACUGAAACAGUGCUUGGUUGGUGUGUCCAGGGACCGGUCACUGGAGACGGGGCGGUGGUGCACUGUAACAAAACUAUAGUGCUGCGGACUGCGGUCCAGGAAUCACAUCUUGAAAAUAUGGUAUCGAAAUUCUGGGAACUGGAGAGCAUCGGAGUGGCAAUCAACUCUCUGGGAGACCACGAAGGCUCGACGGACGAUAUCUUCCUGACAUCGUUCAAGGCUACAGUAAAGAAAGUGGAUAACCGUUACGAGAUACGGUUGCCGUGGAAGAACGAUGUGUAUCUAGACGACAACGAACACGUCGCACAGAAGCGGCUUCAUCAGCUACUGAAGAACACAUGCUGGAAUAUGACAACGUUGUAA